UGAAGGCAACAACAUCAACAGCGUCUUUGAUCGAAAAGGGUGUGGGUUGACUGCGCAUGUGCAUGACGAACCUCUGUCGGAAGCAAAGUCGGGUUUGUCCAAAGGUUUUACACACCAAAAAGCGAGAAUAAAAGAGUCAUGUCGGGAUUUCUGGAUGGGAUCCGGUGCGGAGACUGUGAGUGUAAUGUGGACUGGGGAGAGCGAAGAAACACAAUUGCCUCUAUAGCUGCUGGAGUCCUGUUUUUCACCGGCUGGUGGAUCAUCAUUGAUGCUGCAGUGAAAUACCCGGCACAGGAUGAAUUUCAUCAUGCAUAUCACACCUGUGGAGUCAUCGCUACCGUGGCCUUUCUCAUGAUAAAUGCUGUUUCAAAUGGCCAAGUGAGAGGAGACAGCUACAGCGAAGGCUGCAUGGGACAGACAGGUGCUCGAGUGUGGCUCUUUAUCGGCUUCAUGCUGGCUUUUGGCUCCCUCAUCGCCUCCAUGUGGAUUCUCUUUGGAGGAUUUGUAGUGCCCCAGAAGCCCACUGUGUACCCUGGAAUUGCUGUUUUCUUCCAAAAUGCGUUCAUUUUCUUCGGGGGUUUGGUGUUCAAGUUUGGUCGUACAGAGGAUCUCUGGCAGUAAUGAACUCUGCGUGUCUCUUCAUGUCCACAGUUAUACACUCUGCUUUCUAUACUGUAUGAGACUGUAUGCUUCAGUGGGUAUUCACUUUAUAUAUAAACUAUUUCCUUUUUUUUUAGCCUUCAGAUUAACAUGUUUAAUUUAUCUGGUUUGCUGUAUAAAAGCUAAAUCAUAAUUAAGCACAAAUCUUCAUAGAUUUCUUUAAAGUUUGAAUAUUUUCAAAUGUGGUGUGUCUAUUUGCAAUCGGACUCUGUAGCCAUGUUGUUAAAAUGGUUUACUUAUGCAUAAACAAAAUUGUGUAUUUUGGGAGCUUCAAGACACUAAACUGUCUCCAUCUCCUUUGUUUUAUGGCAUCCCCUAAUUUGGCCUGCCUGCCAAGUGCACAUUCCAUAAGUGGUUAUGGUACAAAAUAUUAACUGACGGAUUUUUCGUAGAUGUGUACACAUACAUGUUUCAUUGAAUGUAACCAUGGGGGGUUGUUUGUAAUUUUCCAGGAAUAACACUAUAUCAGCUCUGAAAGUUUGCAGCAAUCCAGAUUUAUUGUUGAGUUUCAGUUAGCCACAGUGCUGACCUCUGGCAGACAGAGGUUUCACAUCUGUAGGGUGUCCUCUCAGUGCUGUGACUUUGUAUUUGAAUGCAACAUCUGUCCAUUCAGCUUGUGUAACACCCAGAGCAUCAGGGCAGUGUUUCACAGCCAUGGCAGCAAUAAAAACAUACUGAGCAGUAAA
This is a messenger RNA of Haplochromis burtoni (Burton's mouthbrooder), 1346 nucleotides long. It is a transcript of the gene tmem50a, whose product is annotated as transmembrane protein 50A. Bases 139 to 621 code for a protein of 160 amino acids. The record is from RefSeq and is a predicted model, not a curated record. The transcript is spliced from 7 exons. Gene Ontology annotation, biological process: protein targeting to vacuole; late endosome to vacuole transport via multivesicular body sorting pathway. Lineage: Eukaryota; Metazoa; Chordata; Actinopteri; Cichliformes; Cichlidae.